This is a messenger RNA of Scylla paramamosain (green mud crab), 2981 nucleotides long. Its product is annotated as ceramide kinase-like. NCBI's taxonomy places the organism in Eukaryota, Metazoa, Arthropoda, Malacostraca, Decapoda, Portunidae. The transcript is spliced from 9 exons. The record is from RefSeq and is a predicted model, not a curated record. Gene Ontology annotation, biological process: ceramide metabolic process; phosphorylation. Gene Ontology annotation, molecular function: ceramide kinase activity. The coding region runs from base 411 to 1985 and encodes 524 amino acids.
ACUCCCUCCCGCGUGGUGAGAGGCAGGGUGGCAGACUCAACAAAUACUCACCAGUGUGGGAAUGGCCGCAGUGGAGGGUGGAUGUCAUAAGAUAACACUGUGGACAAAGUUACAGCUCUCGUGAAGUAUUCUGGACUGUAGUGAAAUAACUUAAGCGUGUAAAAUUUUACUCGAGUGUCUGGGACUUGAUGGGCACCUGGCAAGCAUUAACUCGCGCCACCUGCACCAUGUAACACCAAGGAAGAGCGUAAGGCAAGACCCUCCCUCUGCUAGCAAUGACGUAGAGGAGGAAGAGGCGGCCAGGCGUUUUCGAAUUCUUUCCUGGAAUCCUUCGUGAAUGAUUCAAUAAGAAAAAAUAAUGCUUGUGUUUGGCAGGCCUAUGCCCACCUGAAGACACUCCCACCGCCGCCAUGCACCUCCAGGGAACAUUCUACAUCCUCAAGAAGAGGUGCAAGGUGACUCUAACGGAACAGUGCAUCAGCUGGAUACCUGAAGGAAGUCCAGAAUGUUACCGUCGCAUCCUAAUCUCAGAGGUGGUGGGCACGUGGCUGUGUCCUUGUGGGUCAUCACGAUGCCGCGUCCGCCCUCACUCCUCCGCCCACGCCCCAGCACGCCAUGAUCCAUCCCCGGCCCCGCUCACGCCCGCCUCGUCAGCGCCGCCCGUCCUCCCCAUGCCGCAACCGGUAACCAAGAUGAGCGGGUCUGGCCUCACGCUGGAGUACUGCGAGCGAGGGGGCGGCCGCGCGGGACCCACUUGGAGGACCCGCACGGUGGCCCUCAUGCAUCCUGCCAACGAGAUGGUCGUGGCGUGGCACCAGGCGAUACGCGGCCUGCUUAGUGGCCUUCGUCAGCGCCCCCGUCGGCUGCUGGUGGUGAUCAACCCAGUAGGCGGCAAGAAGCAGGCCUCGAGCAUAUACAAGAGGAAGGUGAUGCCGCUGUUCCGACGUGCUGAGGUGGAGGCAAGAGUGGUGAAGACCGAGCACCGCGGCCACGCUCAGGAGCUGAUGGAGGACGAGGCCAAUCUGGAGGGCAUGGACGGUGUGGUGGCGGUGGGGGGCGACGGGCUGGUCAACGAGGUGGUGAUGGGCCUCAUGCUGGUGGCGUGCCGCAGGGCGGGCAUCAAUCCUCAUGACCCACAGGUGCAGCUGCCCGCCACACCCCUCAGGCUGGGCAUCAUUCCCGGAGGAAGCACGGAUGCCCUCUGCCACAGCACGCACGGCACCAGCGAUGUGGUCACAGCAGCACUGCACAUUAUUAUGGGUGACAGCCGGCAGGUGGACGUGGCCUCCGUGCACCGCGACGACCAGCUGCAGCACGUGGCCACCACUAUGGUGUCCUACGGCUACUUCGGGGACCUCCUCAGGACUUCAGAGAGGUGGCGCAAAUUGGGGCCGACCCGAUACCUGCUGUCCGGCGUGCUUCAGCUGUUCCGGAACCGCUUCUAUGAGGGCCAGCUGAAGGUUCGUGCACCUGCCACGCCUCUGGCACAACCUUACGACGUGAACAUUUGCAGCGACCGAUGCAACGUGUGCACCAAGGCGGCGGCGUGCUCACCCACGCCCGGAGAAUGGCUCCAGUUCACAGGUCGGUGGAGCAUCGUGACGUCAGCGGUGACAUCUUGUGCAUGUCGCUUGAGUCCUCACGGUGUGUCUCCGGCGGCGCACCUCGGGGACGGCUGCGCAGAUCUCGUGCUGGUGGCGGGCAGAUCCAGGUGCCACACGCUGAGCUACCUCUUCCGCACCGCAUUCACCGGCAAUGCUCUGAGUCUGGAUCAUGUCACCUUCCAUCGUGCGCAGGAGGUGGUCUUUACACCCAAGGCAGGAGCCGCGGAGUCUUCCUGGAACUGUGAUGGAGAGCUGCUGACGGAGCCAAAACUGAGGCUGAGAGUGCACUGCCAGCGGGUGGGGCUGUUCAGCAGGGGCGUGGAGGCCGUCAAUGAGGACCCCUCCAAGACCCCCGCGCCGGCUAAGACUGUGGCAGUGUAACACAUCCCUCCUGGACCAAAUCUUAGUGAUAAGCUUGUAUUGGUUUUGGUUCACAGCCAAGGCUGCUACCAGCAAUCUCAACAUAGAUCGCUGUUACCAGAAUGCUGCCUGUUUUGAAUUACUACAUGUCAUAUACAUUCCAGGCUGUCUGUCUAGAUGCAUAGGUUAGGGUAGGGAGGUAGGUAGGUGUAUGGAUGGAUUGACAGACAAGAGAUAUAUAAAUAGUUAAAUAUAUGAAUGGAUAAACUGAAAGACUGAUAAAGAUAGACAAAUUGACAGACAGAUAGAUAGACACAAGUAGAUGUAUUUUUGCCAUGACAGAACAUAAGAUACGUGCCAUUGGAGCUUGGAUUUUAAGAUUGAAUCACUAUGUGCCUGCUGCAUCUCAGAGCUCGUGCUCCCGAGGCAGGAGCUCUCCUGAGUGUUUGAGCUGCCCUGGCAAAAAUAUGUGUAUCUACUGACUUCUGUAGAUGGAUAGAUAGAUACAGACAGACAAGCAGAUAAAUGGAUAGAUGUAUAGGUGUAGGGAUAGACUGAUUGAUAGAUAGAGCCUGUAAAUAGCAAAUCUAUAUAUUUUGUUAAGUUGGCAGUGAGUGACGGAAUGUUUGGGUGCCCAGCAACAUUCCUGGUGAUAGCAAGGUGCCGCUGCUCACACAGAUGAUAUAGAUUGGUAUUUAUAUGUAUGUAUGUAUGUAUGUUAGCUUCCCACAGAUGACAAAUAUAUAUAUAUAUAUAUUUUCACUAUAAUUAAAUGAGACAUACGUGUCUAAACCCGAUAGCGUCAGGACCAAUGCCACACAGAAACGUAACUGUUGCACAACAACAGCACACUUGAUUGACGCUAUGACUGUACUGUACUGCACGAUGUUCCUGUCACAAUACUUGUAGAAACAAACACCUUGCAUCACUGUGAGGUCCAAAACACAGACUGUAAUCUGCUACUUAAUCCUGUCCCUCUCCAACAUAAAAAACAAUAUAUGUGUGUUAAAGAUAAAA